UUAAGAUUGUUGAUUUCAAAAUUUUAGUCAUUUCAACAAUUUUAAGCGUACGAAAUCGCGUGUAAUAGCUAGUUAUUUGCAAAACUCUCCAGGAAGUUGUGUCGAACAGCGAUCUACCAACAGCGUCGAACUCAAAAUCCAGCGAGCUAGUUGCAGCUUCGCGAAAAUGUCCUAGCACCAAGCCUAGCACAAGUUCAUCGAGCUUGAAGCCUAAAAAAUCAUCGAGCAUCCUCGGGGCGUUCGUGCGGAGGCGAAAAAAGUCCAAAGAGGCGAUCGAAACUCAAAAUUUAGGACCUAACAAAAGUAACUCCACCGUGUACUCUGAAGACGUGGAAGUAGAGGUUUCUGAAAAUUAUGAGAAGCAUAACGAAAGUGAAGCGGAAGACAAUAAAAGCUCAAAGCCUAAAAAUACGCUCAUAAAUUCUGAUUCAGAGUAUUCCGUAGAUACAGGCCAUAAAACCAAGCGAGCAUUUUUUAAGAAAUUCAUGAGGAGGUCUUUACAAGGAAACUCUAAAGGCAAAUGCGACGAGGAAGUUAAAAUCCAAUCCAGCAUGACCGACAUGACCAUGGGCAUGCCUGACGCUACCGGGGAAAGUAAAAUCUGUAAACACUGUCGGAGUAAGGAAAAAUGUGGUAAUGAUGAUGACGACCAAGGGAUUUCUUCGUUAGAUACGGACUUCGUAGUCUUCACUUCUUUCAUAUUGACCUUGAAAUAACCUUCAAAUGACUUUGAAACGCUCUUCAAAUGACCCAAUACGAUCCAACUGUUCUCAGAAUCAGACUCAGCGACUGCUGAAAUCUGUGAGCCUGAUAGUUAAGUGCCAGAUUCAUGAUUAGUUAAAACUUCAGCAAACCCACUAUGAACGCAACCUUAGCGACCGGUCUGCAGUUUGUUCAUGAGCUUUGUACCAGGCUUUUGGAAAGUGAAAAUCAUUUCAUUCAAAUAUUCAGCAAGUAUAUCAGAGACCCCAGCUUGCAAAGAGAACUGUUAGAUACCCUGAAUCAACAUUCGAAAUUGCAAUGGGAGACAGAACGUAGAACCAACACAUUGGCAAACGACAUGUGGAUAUAUCAGAUAGAGAUAGGAAGAACCCAAGAAAAAACCCUACAGGAGACGUUGAAUGCUUUGGUUAAACAGAACAGGCAAUUGCAACUUGAUCACGAGACAUUGUUUAAGAAAAACGAGAGACUUGUUAGAAAUCUUAGAGCACUGCCUGAUGGACUAAGAGAUAAAUGCAUGGAAUUUGAUACUCAGAUGGACCACACGGAUAAGCAUAACGAAAAGUUAUGCUACAAACUCGAAAGAUACUUGGCAGAAAUAGAAAGCUUAGAAAACGAAUUGGACAUCCUUCAGAAACAAAAUGAUUGUUUAGAACAGCAGCUUAGGAACUCAACAUCACAAAUUCAAAAUGUAAAAGCAAUGUUCCAGAGGUCUAAGACAGACUACGAAUUAGAAAUCGUGGAUUUGAACCACAGGUUGCUUCAAAGGGAAGCCAUCAUCAAAGAAGCUACCGAAGCUGGAGACAUUCUGUUAGAAGACUUGGAUGGUGUCAAAAGGCAGAUAAAAAGUCGAUCACUGGAUAUUAAUUGGAGCAAGUUCAAGUGUCGUGGCAGCGGUCUAACAGACUUGCUACACCUGGCGAGAAUUUGUAUCAACGAGUUGUCCAAAGAGUUGUUCAACCAAAGCAAUGAGAUGAUUCUAAGAGACAAAGACAUUCAGAAUCUCCAAGACACCAAUGCGAAGCUGCGGGAAAGUCUAAAAAGAUCAACGGGCGAGUUGAAUAGUAUUUCUAUGAAAAUUAAUGACGGUACCUUGGUCGAUUCGAGCCAAGUAGUUCAGGAAGAAAAGUACAGAAUGUUGAAGGCAGAGUUGAAAAUCAUGGAAGAGAAAUCGGAAAAUAAUGAAGCCAAGCAAGAGGCGGAGAAGAAAGAUUUGAUAGAUAGAAUUGAAGAACUUAAUGCAAUUAACAAAGAAUUAUCACAGAAAGACAUCAUGAUGGAGCAAACAAAAACGUUCUUGUCGAGUAUCACGUCCGAAAACUUAGCUCUCCAUAGACAAGUAGAAAGUCUUAACCGGGUGCUAUCAGAGUCUGGUGCCGGAGACGUUUUUAAAGAAAUGUCUCGUGCUCAAGAGCAGUUGGUGUACUUCCAGUCUCAGUACCAUCAGAUACUGAAUGAGAAACAAGCAUGGGUAAACGAAAAUAAGCUCCUCAGAUCAGAAAACAGGAAUAUAGUUCAGCAAUAUGAAGAGAGGUUCAGGGUAAUACAGCACCAACUGAAGGAGUUUGAAGGUGCUAGUGAGGAGAAUAAAAUAUUGAAACAAAAAUUGGAACAAGAAAAGCAAACUGUUUUAUCUUUGCAAAAUGAAAGGAUGAGGUAUCUCGAAGGAAGGAACAUUAUCAAAACCAUAUUCCAACAUGUGAAGGCUGAACUUAAAAGAGUCUCUGAACUCGAAGGUACCGUGGCAGAUAUGGGCCAGGAAGCGAAAAAAUUGGCAGUAAUAAAUAAUCAAAACCUUCAGCUCCACAAGUACUCACUAAGGUUCGUUCACAGAUGAUUGCCGAGUACAACAAGCAGAUCGGCGAUAAGCUAAAAACUGAAAUCAUCGAGAGAGACAAAAAGAUAUUGCAGCUUAGAAGCAGCGUUCAAGAACUUACUGGUAUACAAAUAAAGAAUACCAAAGAGAAGAUGUCACUUUGUUGCGAGCUGUCAGAAGUGUGUCAAAUCAAAGAACAUCUGAACGGUGUUCUUUCUUUGCAGAUGCGGAAAAAUGCUGCACUUGGAGAUUCGAAAAAAGAGUUGGCACAAACAGCUAGUUCACAGAUCAAGAAAUAUGCAGAGCAACAAAUCUCGGAAAGGACUGCGAUUCGAGACCUGCUGAAAGAUAUCAAGCUGGUCAUGGAAGAGCGAGAUCAAAUGACUAAGCAAAGUGAGCGGCUUCUGGAAGAGAUGAGUGAGCUUAAAUCGGCAAAAGAAAAGCUUAAAAAAGCGUUCGAUGAAGUUCAAUUGAAAAAAGAUCAUCUAGAAUUAAGGGUACAAGAUAUGUCUGCAAAGAUCGAGGAGGAUAAGGCAAAUAUUUCAGGAAUGCAAGAAAGGAUAAAUAGUGAUGUUAUCAAAUAUACAGAAACAGUAAGGAAAUUAGAGAAACUACUUAUUCAGAAACAGGCUGCCUGCGAUCAACUGAAAAUGGAGCGAGAUGAUUUGGAUAACACGGUGAAAUAUCUUCAGAAUAAUACACAAAAAUUGCACCAGGAUCUUAACGAAUCAAGAAAGAAUGAAAAGGAGCUAAAGGAUGCUCUGAAUAAGAGCCUGAUCAAGAAAGAAGCUCUCGUAAAAGAAAAGCGAGAACUUCAGUAUAUGCUGACGGUCGUGAACGAAGAAAAAAACAAACUGUCGAACGAGGUCGACCAGAUGAACGGAAUUUGUGAAAAGGUCAUCAAAGAAUGUGAAGAUAAUCUGAAGAAAUCCUUAGAAAAAGAGGAGACGUUCAGGAAGCAACUUGAUGAAUCGAAAACGAUCGUACUGUCAAGUGUGAACGAAGGAGAACGACUUGCAAAUUUACUUUGUCAAAAACAAGAUGAAAUCAGGCAGCUGUACGACGAAACUGAAAAUCUGAGGAAACGGGAGAGAAACCUCGCGGAGACUACAAGGUUGUUUGAGAACCAAAAGGCUCAAUUUAUCGACCUCACAAAUAAAAACAUAAAACUAGACAGCGAUCUAACAGAACUAAGAAAUGAAUAUCAAAAAUUGAUGGUCCAUUCGGAUUUGAUGUCGCGAGAGUUGCAGAAUUUGAAGAAUCAAUGUACGAUGAUAAUGUCUCAGAAAGCAGAUGAAUGUCGGUGUCUCAAUAUGCAGAUUGAUGAUACAGUAAGGAAAUGCUCAGAGGCGCAGGAACAAAACAAGCUAGAAAUAAACCAGCUAAAGUUGCAACUAGCUGACCUUACCCAAAAAUUGGGAGAUGAAAAAUCUGCGUACUCAGCUUUGUCCCAGGUGCACAAGGAACUGUCCGCGAAGCUCAUGAAGAGCGUCAAAGAUGUGGUAGAUGAGAAGAACGCCAGGCAAGAAGCAGAAACCGAUCUAAAGGCUGCUGCACAGGCUGAAGUAGACAGAUUGAAGUCAGAAAAGAUGGACUUACAGCAACAAGUCAACAUUUUACUUGACGGUUUGAACGACAGCAAAAAUCGAAUCAAUACUUUGACUCAAGAAAAAGGAAAUGCUCAGUUCUCAUUGGAUGAUCUUCAGAAACGUUACAGUGAUAUGCUUAAGAAAUGUCUAAUUUUGGAAAACGAGGUGAGGUGUGCGGAACAUCACAACAAUUGCGAAACGAGUCACGCAACACUGAGGGACCAGGUGGAACAGUUGAAGGAAGGCUUCCAAGAAAACAACGACACGAUAGUUUCUUUGAAGCAGGACAUCAACAAGUUGGUGCAGCAAAUUACGACACUCGAGUUCCAAAAGUCUGAAGUCACUUUGAGAUUGCAUGAAAUGCAAAAGAAGUACGAGACAGAGCAAAAGGUGUGCGAUCAGCUACAAACCAAGCAUAAAAUGGUCCUGGAAUCUUUGAUAAAGAUGAAAGAAGAUGGAAGAAUGGACGCAAGCGAGUGUAACUGUUUGAUGAAGAUUGUGCAAGGCAACGAUCCAUCUGUUACAUCGGACGUCGAUUCUGAUCUAGUGACGAUCUAAAUACUAUUUUGAACGACAUCUGGAAUGAAUAUAACUCUAUCCAAUCUGAAAAA
Molecule: messenger RNA, 4736 nt
Organism: Acanthoscelides obtectus
Lineage: Eukaryota; Metazoa; Arthropoda; Insecta; Coleoptera; Chrysomelidae
Source: the annotation of a GenBank genome assembly